This is a messenger RNA of Canis lupus familiaris (dog), 1156 nucleotides long. RefSeq names its product mitochondrial ribosomal protein S22 (gene MRPS22). Gene Ontology annotation, molecular function: structural constituent of ribosome. The record is from RefSeq and is a predicted model, not a curated record. Bases 39 to 1118 code for a protein of 359 amino acids. The transcript has 8 exons. Gene Ontology annotation, cellular component: mitochondrial small ribosomal subunit. Lineage: Eukaryota; Metazoa; Chordata; Mammalia; Carnivora; Canidae.
GGCGCAGGUGCCCCUCCCCACCCCACCUCCGGAUAGUCAUGGCGGCCCUCAGAACGUCUGUGGCGCUGUGGAGCCUCCUGACAGGUUCUCGGAACUCGGAGCGGGGCUGCUUCCGGGCCCGAAUUCGGCCCCAGCUCGGCGCCCUGCUCCAGCCGCCGCCCGGGCCCUGCGGGGUGGGGCCGCCAUGCCGUCGGCUUGCUUCCGAGGCGGAAUCUGGUAGUCCAGAGAUCAAGAAACCUACAUUUAUGGAUGAGGAAGUCCAAAAUCUACUCAUCAAGAUGACAGGCUUGAAUUUGCAGAAGGUUUUUAAGCCAGCUAUACAAGAACUGAAGCCACCAACCUAUAAGCUAAUGACCCAGGCACAGUUGGAGGAGGCUACAAGAAAAGCAAUUGAGGCAGCUAAAGUACGAUUAAAAAUGCCACCAGUUCUGGAAGAACGAGUGCCAAUAAAUGAUGUGUUAGCUGAAGAUAAGAUAUUGGAAGGAACAGAAACAGCCAAAUACGUAUUUACUGAUAUAUCAUAUAGCAUACCACACCGGGAGCGUUUUAUUGUUGUCAGAGAACCAAGUGGCACACUACGCAAAGCUUCUUGGGAAGAACGGGACAGGAUGAUACAAAUUUAUUUUCCAAAAGAAGGCCGUAGAGUUUUAACACCAGUAAUUUUCAAGGAAGAAAAUCUUAGGAACAUGUACAGCCAGGACCGACAUGUUGAUGUCCUCAAUCUCUGUGUUGCCCAGUUUGAGCCAGAUUCUGCUGAAUAUAUCAAAAUUCAUCAUCAGACCUACGAAGACAUAGAUAAACAUGGGAAGUAUGACCUUUUACGUUCAACAAGACACUUUGGUGGAAUGGCUUGGUAUUUUGUAAAUAAGAAAAAGAUUGAUGGUUUACUGAUUGACCAGAUUCAGAGAGAUCUAGUCGAUGAUGCCACCAGCUUGGUCCAGCUAUAUCACAUCCUCCAUCCAGAUGGCCAGUCUGCUCAGGAGGCCAAGGAGCAGGCUGCUGAGGGAUUACAUUUAAUUAAGGUCUUUGCAAAAACAGAAGCACAGAAAGGAGCAUAUAUAGAAUUAACACUACAGGCUUAUCAAGAAACCGUCAUUAGCCAUUCUGCAGCUUCCUGAAAACAUUUUUAAAAUAAAUUUCAUUUUACUAAUUGUAA